Zygosaccharomyces rouxii is the source of this 2460-nucleotide messenger RNA. It is a transcript of the gene NIP1, whose product is annotated as translation initiation factor eIF3 core subunit c. Gene Ontology annotation, molecular function: translation initiation factor activity; RNA binding; translation initiation factor binding. Gene Ontology annotation, biological process: translational initiation. NCBI's taxonomy places the organism in Eukaryota, Fungi, Ascomycota, Saccharomycetes, Saccharomycetales, Saccharomycetaceae. The transcript has a single exon. The record is from RefSeq and is a predicted model, not a curated record. The coding region runs from base 1 to 2460 and encodes 819 amino acids. Gene Ontology annotation, cellular component: eukaryotic translation initiation factor 3 complex.
AUGUCUCGUUUCUUCGCAGCCAAUUACGAAUAUGAAAGUGGAAGUUCCUCUUCAGAAGAGGAUCUUUUGUCAUCAGCAUCAGAUGAAAUGUUAUCGUCUUCUGAUGAAGAAGGUGGCGAAUCCGACGAUUCGUUGUUUCAAGAAGGAUCUGAAAGUGAAUCUGAUGUCGAAUCUGAUGACUCAGAUUCCAAACCAUACGGUCCAGAUUGGUUUAAAAAGCCAGAGUUCAGAAAAGGUGGUCCUUCAGGCGGCAAUAAGUUCCUAAAGGGAGCUAGUUAUUCAGACUCUGAAGAAUCUGAUGAUGAAGGUAAGAAGGUGGUCAAAUCUGCCAAGGAAAAAUUAUUGGAUGAAAUGCAAAUGGUUUAUAACAAGAUUGAAUCUGCUUCGAUGAUCAAUGAUUGGGUGACGAUUUUAUCAGAAUUUGACAAUAUCUGCCGUUUGUUAAUCAGAGCUCAACAACAGAACUAUGGUACUCCAAACAUUUUCAUCAAGGUUUUGGCUCAAGUGGAAGAUACUGUCGCCAGUACCUCACAACAGGAGCUUAAGGGUAAAUCUGCCUCGAGAGCUUACAAUACGACGAAGCAGAGAGUUAAGAAGUCAGCAAGAGAAAAUGAAACUGUUCUGAGCAAAUUUAGAGAAAGUCCAGAAUCAUUUGAUAAGGAACCAACCGUUGAAGUCGAUGCAACAACAGUUACAACGAGUGGUGGCGAAACUCCAACACCAAUAUUUGGUAGCAAGAAAUCUUUGAACUUAUCCUCAGUGGCCAGUGCGUCAUCCGAAGCUGGUUUCUUCUCUGCGCUACGUAUCGUGAUAGAUUCAAGAGGUAAGAAAAAUGUGGACCAAGUUGCUCUAAUCAAAACCUUGGAAGAAUUGAUGGAUAUUGCAAAGACUCCUUAUGAAACCAUAAUGGCAUAUUUGAACUUGGUGCCCAUUAGAUUUGACCUAUCAGCAAACCUUUCUUAUCAACCCGUUGACCAGUGGAAAUCUUCUUACAAUGAUAUCGUUAAAUUGGUAACAAUUUUGGAACAAAAUAUUGACACCUAUCAAUUAUCCGAGUUGGCACCAACAAACGAUUUCAUUGAAGACCAACCUGAAGCUGAUGGAAACGGUGUUAGACAAAUUUUGGGUUCAAUCUUUUCAUUCGUGGAGAGAUUAGAUCAUGAAUUCAACAAAUCCCUUUUGAACACUGAUCCUCAUUCAAGUGACUAUUUGUACCGUUUGAGAGAUGAGCAAGAUAUUUACAAUUUGAUCCUGCGUACACAACUAUAUUUGGAAGCUACUCUUCCGGAGGAUAGUAAGGAGGCUUAUUUGGCACGUCCAUUUGUCAAGAGAUUAGAUCACAUCUAUUACAAACCAAUUAAGUUGAUUAGCAUAAUGGAAUCUAAUGCUUGGAAAGAGCUUCCAUCAAAUUGCUCCUCUCAAUUCAUAUCUUACCCAGGUAACGCAGAUCAAGAGUACGUGACUAAACUGGUACACACUCUUGCUGAAAGCUUACGUCAAAAUAAGAGUGGUGGUCUGCGUAAACGUGCAGUCUUGUAUCAAGUCUAUUUCACCGCCUUCAACAACGAAUUCAGUGCUGCUAAGGAAAUGUUGAUAAAUUCAAAGGUUCAAUCUCAUAUCAACAAUUCAGAUCCUUCGCUACAAAUUUUGUUCAACAGAGUUGUCGUUCAAUUGGGUCUAGCUGCUUUCAAACUUUGUCUCAUUGAAGAUUGUCAUCAAAUUUUGAAUGAAUUGUUGUCGAGUUCACAUUUGAGAGAAAUUUUGGGUCAACAGACUUUACAAAGAAUCACCGCUAACGUUGGUACUUCAAGUGCAGAUGAACGUGAACAGUUAUGUCUACCAUUUCACCAGCACAUUAACCUAGAUUUAAUCGAUCUUGUCUUCAUGACUUGUUCACUAUUAAUCGAAGUUCCUCAAAUGACUGCAUUCUAUUCCGGAAUUAAAGUCAAAAGAGUUCCCUACUCUCAAAAAUCAAUUCGUCGUGCCCUUGAGCAUUACGACAAGUCUAGCUUCCAAGGCCCUCCAGAAAGUUUAAGAGACCACGUUUUGCACGCUGCAAAAUGUAUGCAAAAGGGUAACUGGCAAAAAUCUGUUGAGUUCCUAAGAAGUGUACCCACUUGGUCUCUACUACCCAAUGCUGAUUAUGUUUUGGAUAACUUAACUGAAAAGGUCCAAAUCGAAUCCUUAAAAACUUACUUUUUCACCUACAAGAGAUUUUACUCCAACAUUUCUAUUCAACAAUUUUCCAAGCUUUUCAGUUUGCCUGAGGAAAAGGUCCUAAAUGUACUAGAAUCUGUUAUGAAAGAAUACGCUAUAAAUGCCAAAUUAAAUGAUGAGAAAACUUUUGUUGUAGUAGAGAAGGGAGAAGAAAUUACCAAGUUGGAAGAAGUCGCAUUGAAGUUGAACAAAGAGGUUAAAAUCGCUAAGGAACGCUUGAACCCUACUGGUCCACGUCGUUAA